Messenger RNA from Aspergillus terreus NIH2624, 2856 nucleotides. RefSeq names its product putative DUF221 domain protein. The record is from RefSeq and is a predicted model, not a curated record. Gene Ontology annotation, molecular function: calcium-activated cation channel activity. The transcript has 3 exons. Gene Ontology annotation, cellular component: plasma membrane. Lineage: Eukaryota; Fungi; Ascomycota; Eurotiomycetes; Eurotiales; Aspergillaceae. The coding region runs from base 1 to 2856 and encodes 951 amino acids.
AUGGAUCAUAGCCCUCUUCUGCGGCGUGACGAUUCCACCGAACAGUUCCUCAAGCUCAUCCAGGAUCCCUUCAAGUCGGCCUUCCAAAUCAAAGCCGUCUGGGCCUCCUUAGGUACCUCCGCCGGUCUCGCCGUCGUCCUCGCCUUGUGCUUCUCGUUGUUUCGCCCGCGUCACUCCCUCGUCUACGCCCCCAAGGUCAAACAUGCAGACCGCAAACAUACACCUCCUCCCGUGGGGAAAGGCUUCUUCGCCUGGCUCCAGCCCGUCCUCCGUACCAAGGAGCCCGAGCUCGUCGAAUGUGUCGGGCUCGACGCCACCGUCUUUCUGCGCUUCACCAAAAUGUGCCGCAACAUCUUCAUCUUCCUCAGCAUCAUCGGCUGCGGCGUCAUGAUUCCCAUCAACAUCACCCAGAGCAAUGGUGACGGCGUGCCGGGGUUGUCCGCGUUUACGGCCAUGACCCCUCUCUAUGCCACCACCAACGCCAUCUGGAGUCAGGUCAUCUGUGCCUGGUUAUUCGACAUCAUCGUGGUCUUCUUCUUGUGGAGGAAUUACAAGGCGGUGUUGGCCCUGAGGCGGAAAUACUUCCAGAGCUCGGACUACCAGCGGAGUCUUAGCGCUCGGACAUUGAUGAUCACCGAUAUCCCUCCAUCGGCCCGCUCAGACGAAGGCGUUCUGCGAAUCACCGACGAAGUCAAUCCUACCGCCGCCAUUCCCCGUGCCUCCAUAGGCCGCAACGUCAAAGACCUGCCCGUCUUGAUCAAGAAACACGAGGAGACCGUUCGCCAGUUGGAGUCGGUGUUGGCGAAAUAUUUCAAGAACCCCGAUCGACUGCCAGCCAAGCGGCCGACUAUGCGCCCAUCCCGCAAAGAACGGCACGGAAACGAAAAGGUCGAUGCCAUUGACUACCUGACCGAGCGGAUCGAGCGACUCGAGGAGGAAAUCCACCACGUCCGGGCCUCCAUCGACAAGCGCAACGCGAUGCCGUUCGGCUUUGUCAGUUGGGAGAUGAUUGAACACGCGCAUGCGGUGGCCUACACGGCGCGCCGGAAACACCCCGAAGGAACGACCAUCCGGUUGGCGCCGCGGCCGAGCGACCUCAUCUGGGAAAAUCUGCCGCUGUCGAAACAAGCCCGCCGAUGGAAGCGGUUCGUCAACCGGAUCUGGGUGUCGAUCCUCACCGUGGUGUGGAUAGCCCCUAACGCGCUGAUCGCCAUUUUCCUCUCCAACCUCAAUAAUCUGGGCUUGGUGUGGCCCGCUUUCCAGACCUCCCUCAGCGCCAGCCCUAACGUCUGGGCUGCCGUUCAGGGUAUCCUCUCGCCCGCGAUCACCUCGUUAUUUUACCUGAUCCUGCCCAUCAUCUUCCGCCGCCUUGCGAUCCGUGCCGGCGACCUCACCAAAACCUCGCGCGAGCGGCACGUGCUCCACCAUCUCUACUCCUUUUUCGUCUUCAACAAUCUCAUCGUCUUCUCGUUGUUCUCCGCCGCCUGGACGUUUGUGGCGGCGGUCGUGGACGCCCAGCGCGAUGAAAAUGCUUGGCAAGCGAUCAAAGAUGGCGACUUCUACCAGAAGAUUAUGAGUGCCCUCUGUCAGGUGUCGCCUUUCUGGGUGACCUACCUGCUGCAGCGGAACCUCGGUGCGGCCGUGGACCUGGUGCAGCUGGUGAACGUCUUCUGGGUGUGGUUCUCCAAGACCUUCCUCUCCCCGACGCCGCGACAGGCCAUUGAAUGGACGGCGCCGCCGCCUUUUGACUACGCGAGUUACUACAACUACUUUCUCUUCUAUGCGACGGUGGCGCUCUGUUUCGCCACCCUGCAGCCCAUCGUGCUCCCCGUCACGGCACUGUACUUUGGCCUGGACGUGAUGAUGAAGAAAUACAUGCUGCUGUACGUGUUCGUGACGAAGAACGAGUCCGGCGGACAGUUCUGGCGCGUCCUGUUCAACCGGAUGGUGUUUGCCACCAUCCUCGCCAACGUGGUCAUCGCGCUGAUCGCCAAGGCCAAGGGGACGUGGACCAUGGUGUUCUGCGUGAUCCCGCUGCCGUUCCUGAUGCUGGGAUUCAAGGUGUACUGCGUGCGGCAGUUUGACAUUGACAUCAAAUUCUACAACCGCGCGAACUUGAGCGACGCCGAGGCGCUGGCCACCCCCGGCAAGAAGUCGAGCAAGAAGGCGUCGGACCGGCUGAGCAGCAAAUUCGGCCAUCCGGCGCUCUUCAAGCCGCUGAUCACCCCGAUGGUGCACGCCAAAGCGGCCGAGGCGCUCAAGCGCGUCUACCGUGGCCGUCUCGCGUCGUCUGUGAUCGAGGGCGAGUACUCGGACAUUGCGAUGGAUCCGAUGUCGGCCGGGCGGCCGGGCAAGACGAUGAUGGACGCCUCGGCGACCGCACCCUUCGAAGUCGUCCCCGAGAACCACCUCGACUUCUCGUACUUCAAGGACCGGCCGGACUUCCGCGACGAGUUUGGUGGCGGGAUCUACGGCCGACCCGAGGACCUGAUCACCGAGCGGUCGCAGACCCCGCGCAGUGCGCUGGGCGAGUGGUCGCCCAGCUCGUCGCGUGCGUCCUCGCCGGCGCCGUCGCUCCCGUCGAUCCCGCCGGGAGUGAGCCCGUACGACGGCUAUGACGUGGGCAUGGAGCACAUCCACCCAGCGUUCCGGGGGUCGCUGUCCCGGGGGGAUAGCGGGCCUGGGUUCUACCAGCAGGCCAACGAAAGUGAGACGCAGUUGCUCAGCCAGGCGCAGAGGCCGGCCGUAACGGAGACGACGACGCCGUUGGACCGCUGGCGGACGCGGGGAUAUGGGCCUGUGGAGCAGGACGACCCCAGCCUGACGUCGUAUGAACAUUACCGGAUGGCUCGAUAG